AGUUCCAGCCAAGCUCAAAAGUCAGGAACAGGGGGUGUGGACUUUUGGGCUAUGCCAGUCAGCAGCUAGAAUGUGGUUGGCAGUCUCCUCCCCUUCCUGCACUUCAGCUCUACACGGUGUGCAUUCUGGAAUGACAGGCAUUCCUGUGUGAAGAGAGCCAGUGUGAAGAGAGUUUUGUAAGAACUGCAAGUGCCCAGGCUGUAUGGGAAACAGAAACUUCAGCAGAUGAACUGACCUUAUGCCAUUUCCUGAUGUUUGGCAGUGACACUGAAGGGGAUCACAUGUCCCCUCUUUAUGUGGAUUUAUCUUUUAUGAAAAGUUUGCUUUUGUCCGGGACAGUUUGUUGUCGUGAGAUACAUCAGACAAUAUAAUCAUGGGGCAAGCCGACGUCUCCAGACCGGUAAAUCCAGAUGCAGUUGACUUCUCCAGAGAACCUUGGAACAAGGAAGCAGAUCAGCCCGCUACAGAGCCAGGCAUGGUCAUGGACAGUGUGGAAGCAGGAGACACAACACCUCCUACCAAAAGGAAGAGCAAGUUCUCAGGCUUUGGCAAGAUCUUCAAGCCCUGGAAAUGGAGGAAAAAAAAAAAUAGUGAUAAAUUUAAAGAGACUUCAGAAGUUUUAGAACGGAAAAUAUCUAUGCGAAAACCGAGAGAAGAGCUGGUUAAAAGAGGGGUUUUGUUGGAAGACCCUGAGCAAGGUGGUGAGGAUCCAGGAAAGCCAAGCCAUGCCAUGUUAAAGAAUGGCCAUACCACCCCUGUAGGGAAUGCUACAUCAUCUAGUCCAGUCCAAGUAGAGGAAGAGCCAGUAAGAUUAGCAAGUCUUAGGAAAGCUAUUCCAGAAGAGGACCUAAAGAAACGACUAGGCUCAACUGGAAGCCAGCCUAAUUCUGAAGCAGAGUCUGUUCCUGAGAAUGUACCCAAACCACCUUUACUUCCUCCCAAAAGAGCCUUGUCCUCUUCUUAUGAAGCAAAUGAAGGGCAAGCAAAGGAUGCCACUUCCUCUGGCGGCAUGGCAAGGUUCAUCAUCUCCACCUCCAUCACCACAGCACCUGCUGCCACCACUGCUGCCACAAGCCUCGCAAAGACUGUUAAUCUCUCUGUCACUCCUUCCCCAGCACCCAGGAUUCUGCCUGCUGCUCCUGCCAGCACUAACACUACUGCUACCCUAAGCCUCACUCAUAUGGUCCCUGCCAAGCAGCCCCCUAUCCCUCCCCCUAAACCAACUCACAGAAAUAGCAACCCUGUCAUUGCUGAAUUGUCCCAAGCAAUAAACAGUGGUACAUUGUUAUCAAAACCGUCCCCACCCUUACCACCUAAGAGAGGCAUUCCAUCGACCUCAGUACCCACCUUGGAGUCUGCUGCUGCCAUCACCACAAAAACACCAAGUGAUGAAAGAGAGAAAAGCACAUGUUCUAUGGGCUCAGAACUGCUAUCAAUGAUCUCACCUCACUCUCCGUCCCCCCCACUGCCUGCUCAUAUACCUCCAGAGCCUCCACGCACCCCUCCAUUCUCUGCUAAGACUUUUAAAGUUGUGCCAGAAAUUGAGUUUCCACCAUCCAUAGAUCUACACCAGGAGAUUCCCCAGCAGGAAGAUCAGAAAAAGGAAGUCCCCAAGAGGAUAUUGGACCAGAACUUUGGGGAGCCCCAUAUACCCUCUAGGUUGCCUCCACUCCCACUGCAUAUUCGAAUCCAGCAGGCCCUCACCAGCCCACUUCCCAUGACUCCUCCUCUGGAGGGUUCUCACAGAGCUCACUCGUUGCUCUUUGAAAACAGUGACAGCUUUUCUGAGGACAGCAGUACGCUGGGUCGGACCAGGUCUCUUCCCAUCACUAUUGAAAUGCUGAAAGUUCCAGACGAUGAAGAAGAGGAGGAGCAAAUCUGUCCAUCCACAUUCAGUGAAGACAUGACAUCUACCUCAGUCAUUCCUAAAUUACCACAGUGUGUACAGGAGGAAGAAGAGAAGGAGAGCGACUCUGAUUCAGAAGGUCCCAUUCAGUACCGAGAUGAAGAAGAUGAAGAUGAAAGCUAUCAGAGUGCUCUCGCCAACAAAGUGAAGAGGAAAGACACAUUGGCAAUGAAGUUGAACCACAGACCCAGUGAACCCGAGUUGAACCUGAAUUCUUGGCCUUGUAAAAGCAAGAAGGAGUGGAAUGAAAUACGGCACCAGAUUGGAAACACACUGAUCCGGCGACUGAGUCAAAGACCAACACCAGAAGAACUAGAACAACGCAAUAUAUUGCAACCUAAAAAUGAAGCUGAUCGUCAGGCAGAAAAACGAGAAAUUAAACGUCGGCUCACUAGAAAGCUCAGUCAAAGGCCAACUGUGGCUGAACUCCUUGCCAGGAAGAUUCUGAGGUUUAAUGAAUAUGUAGAGGUAACAGAUGCUCAAGAUUAUGACCGGCGAGCCGACAAACCUUGGACCAAACUGACCCCUGCUGACAAGGCUGCCAUAAGAAAAGAAUUAAAUGAAUUUAAAAGCUCCGAGAUGGAGGUUCAUGAAGAGAGCAAACAUUUUACACGCUACCAUCGUCCAUGAUGCCAAAGGUUGAGAGAGGAACUCAACAUGGCUGCUUUGCUGCUUCCUUCUCCAGAGUGACAUAUGGAGGGAACUUUAGCACUUCCCAGCACAGCCAGAAUUGUGUCCUCUGGGAUCUUCUGAGGUGGACAGCACUUCUUUGAAUGUAGCAUUUCACUGGAACAGAGUCUCAUGUGCUGCACCUGGGGCAAAACAACACUUUGUCAGUGCUUUUGAACCUUUCAAUAUUGUAGCUUACUUGAGUUUUUCCCUUACUGGCCACCAAAGUUCUGGACCACUUGGAGGUUCCAGGUUUUACUGGCUGCACCACCCCUUCCCCUAGAUGACUGCCUGUGCUGAGGCACAGUUUGCACCAUUAGCCUUACCUGCUCUGCCCUGAUUGUGAGACCCAAAUGUGUAGGCUCUAAAUCCCAGCCAUCAAAUCCAAUUCCUGAUGGGGAAAACCUUCUGGAGGCCCCCAACCUUCUGGUGAAGGAGUCCCUACCUCCAGGGGAAGCCUUACCACACUGGCAUAUCAGAUGAAGCCAUUGCACUGCACCUCUCGUAACACAGCAAUACAGUCUCUUGAGGCACUCAAGCCUGAGAGGAAGCUCAGGAUCUGACAUGUUCUUCCUUUUCCUCACAAGUCAUCAUGAUUUUUUAUUUUAAAAUAAUCUGGAAGUAAUGGGAAGUUAUGUUUUUCAUGAACUCCAACCAGAAUCCAGAUUGGUUAGAUGAGACCCGGCGCAGUGGCUCAUGCCUAUAAUCCCAGCACUUUGGGAAGCCAAGGUGGGUGAAUCACCUGAGGUCAGGAACUCAAGACCAGCCUGGCCAACAUGGCGAAACCCCAUCUCUACUAAAAAUACAAAAAUUAGUCAGGUGUGCUGGCGCCUGGCUGAGGCAUGAGAAUCGCUUGAACCCAGGAGGUGGAGGUUGCAGUGAGCCAAGAUCACCGCCCACUGCACUCCAGCCUGGGCAACAAAGUGAGACUCUGUCUUAAAAAAAAA
This is a messenger RNA of Rhinopithecus roxellana (golden snub-nosed monkey), 3522 nucleotides long. It is a transcript of the gene PHACTR4, whose product is annotated as phosphatase and actin regulator 4. Gene Ontology annotation, biological process: neural crest cell migration; actin cytoskeleton organization. Bases 374 to 2536 code for a protein of 720 amino acids. Gene Ontology annotation, molecular function: actin binding. The transcript is spliced from 14 exons. The record is from RefSeq and is a predicted model, not a curated record. NCBI's taxonomy places the organism in Eukaryota, Metazoa, Chordata, Mammalia, Primates, Cercopithecidae.